Messenger RNA from Myxocyprinus asiaticus (Chinese sucker), 2438 nucleotides. RefSeq names its product Na(+)/H(+) exchange regulatory cofactor NHE-RF2. Gene Ontology annotation, molecular function: signaling receptor binding; protein-membrane adaptor activity. The transcript has 6 exons. Gene Ontology annotation, cellular component: apical plasma membrane. Lineage: Eukaryota; Metazoa; Chordata; Actinopteri; Cypriniformes; Catostomidae. Gene Ontology annotation, biological process: protein localization to plasma membrane. Bases 640 to 1716 code for a protein of 358 amino acids. The record is from RefSeq and is a predicted model, not a curated record.
UCAAAUACGUUCUCUCACUCUCUUCUGUACAGCUCUCUUCUCUGUUCAGCUAUUGACAUGGUGCUGUCUGCAAGUUAACUUUUAUGUUUAAUAUGUCAUAUAAGCAAUGCAUUCAUUCUUUACAUUGCUACAAAUGCUCCCAUUCGCAACUUUUCUCUACGCGUUUCUAUUGUUGCGGUUAAUGGGCGGUCUUAUUCCACAGCUCGCACUUUCUCUCAGUCAGCUGUGGGCUGGACAGCAGCAGCACCAGUUGCUUUUUCUCUUUUCGUGGGCAGAAUGGCUCACAGAGGAGUUUUGGAUACAUCUCUGAACAUUUACAGGUAGUUCAUUCACACUGCAGAAACGUUUGUCUUGCAAACGCAUUUGGACACUAAUCUAGCUCCAUAUUAUUUUGCUUUGUUGUUCCAGAUCUGUUAUUUUGUGAGACUAACUGUGGCACGCGCAUGCAUUUGGAUAAUUGCAUGCAUACUUAAAAUACAUUAUCGCAAACACGCUGCGGAUUAUCAUGCGUGAGAACAGCGAUGCUCGUUCGUAAACAUUUGCAACUGAUGCAUUUUUCGUAAGUUUUUAUUUUUGCGCUGAAAUAACAUUCGGAUUCUAUUAUAAGUUUGGAUGUGAACGCAAAAUAAGGGAAAUACAAUGGCGAACGAUUUAAAGCCUCGGUUGUGUGUAAUGAAGAAAGGGGAGAAUGGAUACGGGUUUCAUCUGCACGGAGAGAAAGGAAAGAGCGGCCAGUACAUUCGGAAAGUGGAGCGCGCGUCCCCGGCCGAAGCGUCGGGACUGCGCGCGGGUGACCGCGUGGUGGAGGUGAACGGCGAGAACGUGGAGAGAGAGACGCACCAUCAGGUUGUGCAACGAAUCAAAGCUGUGGAACAUGAGACCAGACUGCUGGUGGUUGACCGGGAAACAGACGAAUACUUCCGCAGCCUGCGUCUAACCUGUACGGAGGAAAUGGCCAUCAGAGGGACCCCUUUAGCCAAGACCCCUUCCCCUUCACCCUCCAGCAGCAAACAGGGCAAUGGAUCCGUUUCCAAACGAAUAGAGAUAUCCAAACCCAUCAGGAAACCCCCAUCACGAGCUCCGAAGAAGGAAGUUCCACCCCCAUCGGAUGUGUCAACAUGGAAUCCAUCUGAGCUUCUACCUAGACUAUGUCACCUCGUCCGGUCUGAGACGGGUUACGGCUUUAACCUGCACAGCGAGAAGUCCAAACCGGGUCAGUACAUACGGGCUCUGGACCCCGGCUCGCCCGCUGACCGUGCUGGACUCAAACCUCAGGAUAGACUCAUAGAGGUGAAUGGAGUGAACAUUGAAAGUAUGAGGCAUGCUGAAGUUGUGGCCUUUAUUAAGAAAGGUGGUAACGAAACGCAUUUGCUGGUGGUGGAUCCAGAUACAGAUGAACAUUUCAAAAAGAUGGGCAUCACACCCACCAGCAUCCACAUCAAAGAUUUUGAUGAGUCCAUAACUAACGGCUCCUCGAGCCCACAUGUGAAUGGGACGUCCUCUCGAUCCACAUACUCAGACGGAAGCAGUCAGGACACAAAUACACCAAUGUCGAGGGACAGCAGCAGUCAUCUUCUCGACCCGUUUGAAGAAAUAGGUCUGUGUUUGAGCCCCACGGCCGCCGAGGCGAAGGAGAAAGCCCAUGCCAAGCGUGCUAAAAAGAGGGCGCCCCAGAUGGACUGGAACAAGAAACAUGAGAUUUUCAGCAAUUUCUGAAUCUCACAAAAACACACACACACACACACACACACACACACACACACACACUGGCACACGCCUGCCGUGACCCCCUAUGUAUGUUGCAUUCAAAUCCCUGGACAAAUGCUUUUGAUGAAAAAAAGAGGCACCUAUUUUUGUAGAAAAAUUUAAACUUAAAACCAUAAAAAGAUUCGAACUCGCCCGGAGCGGAUAAUUUCUGACAGCAAGAUUUCUGACUUAUAAAUGACUUUGGAUGCUCACUGACAGUCUCUGGAGUGAAAUGCACAGGUCAGACUGUUCAUACAGAGUGAUACUUUUACUGUUUUGUACUUCUGCGUUAUUAUUAUUAUUAUUUUUUUUUAUGUUGUUUAUAUGGCCACUUACAUAUCAUACAUUAACAUACAAAAUGGACUAGCAAAAGCCAAGUAAUACCAUAUUAUUUGGAACAAAAAAGCACAGAAAAAGGAACAAGAUCGUGUUAUCCCGCUAAGAAGGGCCAAAUUAAUGAAGCUCUUUUUAUGUAUUAAUUGUAUGUUUUAUCAUGUGAAUUAUCAUUGCUUAUGAAGGAAUAAGGGGAUUUUAUCUUUGCCAAAGACACACCCAUAAUCAACUGGAUUAGUCCGAUUGGUAUCUUUAUAGAUUAUUUUAUACAAAGCUUUGAAGGGACAUACCACUGUUGGGUAUAAAAUGGAAUGUUUCUCUAUAUUGCUGAGAUAAAAAAAAAAAAAAAAAAAAACAAA